Messenger RNA from Nicotiana tabacum (common tobacco), 456 nucleotides. The record is from RefSeq and is a predicted model, not a curated record. Lineage: Eukaryota; Viridiplantae; Streptophyta; Magnoliopsida; Solanales; Solanaceae.
UUGAACUGUAUUUUCUUAGAAGAAGUGACUUAAAUUUCUGGAACUUAUCUAAUUAAAAAUUAUAAAAAUAUGGACAUGACCAAAAUCUGAAUUAUUUGUAAGAAAAACAUAGGGAACGAGAGUGGUCUAUCUUUAAACAUGGAAAAGAAGCAUCUUUCUUCCAUUGCCAAUGACGUCCUACAGAGAUGUUCUUUGAGGUUGGACACCUCAGUGGAUGAACUAGUGCACGAAUUUGAGGCCGGAUGGGAGCCUAAGAUGGAGGGUUAUUCAAGGAAGUUAGUGGAGUUUUGCUGCUCUAAGGCCCUUACCGACAUAUGCAGUAAGUUGGAGGAGACGUUAGUCGAUGGUUCUUUUAGCCGGAUCAUGUUUGAUAUGAUGCUAGCAUGGGAAACGCCUAGUUCAGCUGAUGAAGAGAGGCAUACAGUUAGUUUCCUUGCUUGAUUUUUUUAUCCAAUU